AUGGGAUUGGCUUGCCAUAUUGCGAAAAUUCAUAGCGAGGCAUCAGUGGAGAAUAACGCGUGGGAACUGAAACAAUACAUUGAGGAGCUCUACUGGGGAUCUGGUAAGCAGGUUCUGCUCCUUGGCCAUAGCAAAGGUGGAGUUGAUGCAGCUGCAGCUCUUUCCUUGUACUGGUCUGAGCUCAAGGUCGCCUCCGAUAUCCUUCGAGAAGGCCAGAUUGCUGAUAAGGAGACAAGGAGGAUCAUGGAGCUCAUCGGUGACAUCAGGGCCUUGGAGGACCUCACAUAUGCUAAGAGAAAUGACUUCAUCUCCAAGCACAAACUCCCCAUCGAUGAGCUGCCGAUCAUCUCCUUCCACACCGAAGCCAGCACCGCGCCCACAGUGCUCGCGUCACUGACCCGUGUCGCCCAAGCCGAGCUCCUCCCAUGGCUUCCCCUGCCACGGUUCUUCCUAUCUACAUCCGACUUUGUCGAGUCAAUGCUCGCCUCUCUGAAGGUCCCCGUGGUCGCGCCUGUGUCGGCAGCCAUGGCGGUCACAGCCCUCCACCUGCGUCUGCGCUAUGGGGAGAGGAGUGACGGGCUGGUGACACGGCGCGACGCCGAGGUACCUGGGUCAGUGGUGGUGAGGCCCGAGAGAAGGCUGGACCAUGCGUGGAUGGUUUACUCCACGCUGAAGAUGGGCAGCGCUGAGGCCGAUGCAAGCACGAAUCAGGGUAUAGGUGAAGGAUUUGAGAACAAACAAACCUGUGGAGAUGGUGUGACCGAAUUAUUCGGGCGCUUGAAGCUUACUCCUGAAGAAAGCAAAGUGUUGACAGUGGAUGAUGAUGUGGAGGAAGGUCUCGCGACGUCAGAUUGUGCCAUUGUUGGUAAGGUCUUAUCCUCUAGUGUUCUCCACUUACAGACUAUCAUAGGGGCGCUACGUCCUGCUUGGGGAAAUCCAAAAGGCCUAGUUGCCAGAUCAGUGGGAGAGAACUUAUUCAUUACGGAAUUUGGGUCUAGACAGGAUUUGGAACGUGUGCUUGAUGGAUCACCUUGGAAUGUUAGUAAGCGAGCUGUGCUUAUAAAAAGAUAUGAUCCAAAUCAGAGGCCCACAGAUAUUGUUUUUAAUCUUUUGCCAAUCUGGGUGAGAAUUAUGAAUCUCCCUUUUGGUCUUAUGAAUGGUAAAUGGGGAGGUCAGCUAGCAGGUAUGAUUGGAGAGGUUGAAAAAUUAAAGUUAGAUGACCAAGGAAGGGCGUGGGGACCUUACCUACGAGCAAAGGUCGCAAUUGAUGUUUCAAAACCUCUUCGACGUUGUGUCGGAAUUUUCUCAGCACGACGACAAACUAACGAAUGGUAUGAUGUGCAGUAUGAAAAGCUACCUCACUUUUGCUUUUCUUGUGGAAUUAUAGGGCAUUCGUCUAUUGAAUGUCCUAGCCCAGCAGCUCGUGAUAACAAAGGCUUACUGCCAUAUGGAGAGAAUCUUCGGGUCCCUGAUGACAAGAAGAAAAAGCAAACUGACGAUAAACAGGGUCAUGCCUCACCAUCAAGUGGCCGCAACGCCAAUUCGAGAAGUCGAUAUGAUGGUACUGAAACAAAUUCAGCUCAACAUAUUUCUGUUAGUUUGGAGAAUGAAAGGGAUUUAAAUAAUAAAUCUUUGAACAAACGAAGUGAAAUUGCUGGAAGGGACAACUUAAUUCUUGAGAAUGAUCAAAUGGAUAUACAGGGCAGGAAACGCAAACAGAAUGAGACUACAGAGUAUGAUAUUGACUCUUCCCAAUUAAUGCAUCAAAUUUCGGUGAAUGAUCUGGCAAUUGUACCUCUUGUCCCUGGAUCACAGCCCACGUUUGAAGAACCUGACACGGGUUCUGAUGAUCUAGAACAGAAAAAGAAGAUGAAGACAGAAGAAAAUUUUCCCAUGGAAUUAUCGGCGGUGGCUGGCUUCCAGCCCCGCCGACAGCAAUGA
This is a messenger RNA of Miscanthus lutarioriparius, 1941 nucleotides long. The record is from the annotation of a GenBank genome assembly. NCBI's taxonomy places the organism in Eukaryota, Viridiplantae, Streptophyta, Magnoliopsida, Poales, Poaceae.